AUGGAUUCGAUUGUAGAAAAACAGAAAGAUCCUUGCUUGAUGAAAACCCAUUUCCUAAAACCCUAUGUAACUUCCAUUGAUGGUCCUGUAGCCGAGCUUCCUCGUCACCAUCACUCUGUUUCUUCAUCAGAUCUAGAAGACUUGUUUUCUAGGAUCUCCUUCACUGGGUUUUGGUUUGCAGAUGGUAAUUUCAGAUCAUGGGCUAAAAAGAUGGAAGCUUUACACGAACCCACUUGGAGAAAAGCUGGGAUUUUUGAGGCAAUCAAGACCUCCACAUACAAAAUCGUUGAAGACCAGUCUCUGAUUUCAGCUCUUGUUGAGAAAUGGUGUCCUGAGACGAAAUCAUUCGUCUUCCCUUGGGGUGAAGCAACCAUAACGUUAGAGGAUGUAAUGGUGAUUCUAGGGUUUUCCGUUUUGGGUUCUCCAGUUUUUGCUCCUUUGGAAAGCUCAGAGACGAGAGACUCUGUAGAGAAACUGGAGAAAGCAAGGGUAGAGAUCCUAGAGUCUCUCUAA
Molecule: messenger RNA, 513 nt
Organism: Microthlaspi erraticum
Lineage: Eukaryota; Viridiplantae; Streptophyta; Magnoliopsida; Brassicales; Brassicaceae
Source: the annotation of a GenBank genome assembly